This is a messenger RNA of Gongylonema pulchrum, 617 nucleotides long. The record is from the annotation of a GenBank genome assembly. NCBI's taxonomy places the organism in Eukaryota, Metazoa, Nematoda, Chromadorea, Rhabditida, Gongylonematidae.
CUGGGAAUAACAUUUCGUAAUUUGUACUGGUCAUUUUAUGGCUAUCUGGCUCCAUGGGACUACAAGCUAAUUGUGGGUAAUGCUGGCCCCAACCAGGAACCAACCGAACACACAAUCACGAAUUAUGUCGGCGAAGUAACAAUUGCCGCAUUUCAUAUUGCCGUUGUGAUUACAUUGAUAAAUCUUAUGAUUUCGAUGCUAAAAAACGAAGAUCUGGAAUGGAAAUUUACCCGAUGUCAUAUCUAUUUCGAGUAUUUCGAAUGGUACACUGCUGUACCACCGCCAUUUAAUCUCAUUUACAAUACCACAUCCAUGCUGCGUAUGAUUAUUUCUAACAUCUACUACUUUUUUCGUCCUGUAAGGAUUUUUACCGAUUGCCGCUGUACUUAUUUUGCAACAGUGAUCAGUUGUUUUUUCAUCGUCGAGUUAUUUUUCGCCGCUGAUGCAGCUGGCAACUUCUCCAUUCUUCCUCGUGUUUUGGAUUUCUCUUAUCCACACGGCCCCAAACGAUCGUUUAAGCACAGGAGGCCUUCUUUUUGCCCAGUGUCUGCUGAUAUCUCUGUGUGUAAUGCUAUUUUAAUUUCGUUUGUUGAUGCGAAUAAAUCCUUUUGGUAGCA